AUGGAGAAAGGGAAAGGAGUUAUGGGGUCCGGCCGAAGAUGGGCUGUUGAUUUCUCCGAUAAUUCCACCGCUCUUUCGUCCCGUGACAUCCGCGAUCCCCCCGGCUUCACUCGUGCCUCUGUGGAUCAGGACGAUUCGACUGUGAGUCGCCAAAAGAAGGAUGCUGAAUCCAAUUGGAAAGCUCAGAAAGCUUGGGAAGUGGCACAAGCACCAUUCAAGAAUUUGCUAAUGAUGGGCUUCAUGAUGUGGAUGGCUGGAAAUACAGUGCACCUCUUUAGCAUUGGUAUCACUUUUUCUGCACUUUGGCAGCCUAUUAGUGCUCUUCAAGGUGUUGGGAAGGUUUUUGAGCCUUAUAAAGACGGUAAAGUAGAACUUCUUGGGCCUAAGUUGCUUUUCAUUGCACUUAAUUUGGGUGGUUUAGCACUUGGUGUUUGGAAGCUUAACACUUUGGGGCUUCUUCCAACACAUGCAUCGGAUUGGGUGUCAUCCUUACCCCCCGCUCAGGAGGUAGAGUAUUCGGGUGGAGGCAUUCCACUAUAAUGACAUGUUUGUUCAUAUUUGGUUCUGUGAUCAAUUUCUGGAGGUGAUGAGAGGACAUAAGAAAGGCUAGUGGGACUUUUUUCUUUUGAAGAUGGAGAACACUUUCAGAUUUUUUUUAUCUUAAAUUUUAUGAAACAUGUAACUGUAUUGAUUACGAACAUGGGUUUAUUUUA
This is a messenger RNA of Hibiscus syriacus, 713 nucleotides long. RefSeq names its product ER membrane protein complex subunit 4-like. Gene Ontology annotation, cellular component: EMC complex. Gene Ontology annotation, biological process: protein folding in endoplasmic reticulum. Bases 1 to 540 code for a protein of 179 amino acids. The record is from RefSeq and is a predicted model, not a curated record. NCBI's taxonomy places the organism in Eukaryota, Viridiplantae, Streptophyta, Magnoliopsida, Malvales, Malvaceae. The transcript has 6 exons.